Molecule: messenger RNA, 1860 nt
Organism: Paramecium tetraurelia
Lineage: Eukaryota; Ciliophora; Oligohymenophorea; Peniculida; Parameciidae
Exons: 2
Source: RefSeq, a predicted model, not a curated record
AUGUUUUAUAAUCGAAUUCCAAAACCUCUUCCGAUUUUGCUUGGAUUGCCGGAUGAUCCUAAACCAAAAUUUAUUUGGAUGAAAUUAGGAGAAGAAUAGUAAACUAUGAUUUAGGGGAGACUCUCAAAGAGAACAUUUACAAGUAAUCCUUAACAACAUUUUAAAUCAUCGAAGGGAAAUAUUAGUUAUAGGACUAGUGUUGUCAAUAGUGAUUAAUUGUAAGGAGCACAAUCAAUUAAUAAUUCAACAAAUCUCAUAUAUUACGAGGAUUUUAACAUAGAUGUGAAGGAAAGCAUUUGUAAAUAAAACUAUUUACCAAUAAAAAAUGUUUCAGAAUUGCAGGAAAGUCUUAAAAAUCUAAAAUAUAGGUACGACGCAAAUCAUCCGAGAGAUUAUGAAAUUUUCGGAGGUUUUGAAGGGUGUAACGUAUAAGAAAUCUAUUAUUGUAAACAUGACACUGUUAAGAUAGUAUUGAAAUCAGACACAAAUUCUCACGGAUUUUGUAAGUGGUUCUCUUUGGGAUUGAAGAUAUAUGCAUUCAAAGAGAUGAACAUAAGGGUGAAUAUCAUAAAUUUGAGAGCAUAGGAGAAGAAUCGAGAUGUAUAUGUAUAGAGACUAUCUGAUAAUCACGAAUUCUUUGUGCCUUCUCAUUAUUCGUUGACAAAUAUCAAGCGUAAGGAGGGUCAUUUUGCGUAAUGUUCUUUUGAGAUCAAAUCCUCUUAUGAAAGUUAUAUCAUUAGCUUUUAGAAACCCUUUACAUUCAAUUAAUUAAGGGAGAAUGGUCAAUAUGGGCAAUUGGGAUUGUCUAAGUUAUAAUACCCUAUUUAUUAUUGGGUUCAGAAAUAAAAUGGGCCAUUAACCUUGAUAGUUGCUCGCAUUAGACCCGUAGAUGCAAAUACAUCAUAUUUAGCUGAAGAAUUGAUAAAAUAGUUGAAGUAAACAAAAUUAAAUGUGAUUGUUGUACCGAUGCUCAAUCCAGACGGUGUGGUCUUAGGUAAUUCUAGAUGUAAUUUGAGUGGAAAGGAUUUAAGUUCUAAUUAUCAAUUUACCAAUCCGACUCAGUGUCCAGAAAUCAAAAGUCUAUUGGGAAUAGAGAAUGUACAAAUUGCAAUUGAGUUGAGAAUGCAUGAGAAGCCUCAUAUUGUUAGUUCAAUCAAAUUUAAUUGUGGGUUGCCACAAAGGAAAAGGAAUUUAGAAAUUCAUGACAUCAGUUCAAAGUAUUAGAAAUAUGUCAAAAUAUUCAUCAGUUAAAAUUAAGUGAAUUAUGAGGAAUAGGCACAACUUAUAAUUAAGGCUUUGUAAUCUAUUCACUAAUAGAAUGCUGAGAACAUUAGUUACAAAAGCGAAACAGAUCAUGAGGAUGACAUUUUGGAUACCUUCUUUUACAAUCCUUAGAUAAAGGAAGCAACUGCUCGAUAGUCAUAACCUCUAUAUUAACAAAGUCUCAAUCCAUAAACCUAAUUGUAGGAACUAUUGCAAAACAUAAAUCCUUCAAUCAAGGAAUAGGAAUCAGUAAAUCAACUAAGGAAUUUAGAAUGGAAAGAGUUAACUCAUCGUUCAGAAUUGUCAAAUGGCAAGAUUAAGACACAAAUCACACCAAGCAAAGAAAUUCAUAAUAGUUUCUUUGAUAAAUAAUUGAUUAAAAGAAAAUCAAAUUAUCAUCAGCAUUCAGAAUCCCACUCUCAAAGCCAAUAAGAUAAGAUUGUGUUAAAGAGUCCCUUUUUACCUAGUCGAGAGCAGAUUUUUGAAAAAUAUACAAACUUGUCAAGAAGUCCUAACAACAAAAGAAAGACAUUGUCAUAAGCUAAAUUAUAAACACUUACAUAAUAUUAAGUGUUUAAAUAUAACAGGCAAAAAUGA